Molecule: messenger RNA, 1533 nt
Organism: Cajanus cajan (pigeon pea)
Lineage: Eukaryota; Viridiplantae; Streptophyta; Magnoliopsida; Fabales; Fabaceae
Gene: ATPC1
Product: ATPase, F1 complex, gamma subunit protein
Biological process (GO): proton motive force-driven ATP synthesis
Cellular component (GO): chloroplast thylakoid membrane
Molecular function (GO): proton-transporting ATP synthase activity, rotational mechanism
Source: RefSeq, a predicted model, not a curated record
UGAAAACCUCAUCCACUUGCUCUCACCACCUCCACUCAUUUCCACUUGUUCCUCCCAUGCCAAUACAGAAUCUCAACACAUUUACACGAGGAAAGGAUAAGAGUUAAGAGUUGAGACCCUCACAAAAAAAUAAGCAACCAAACCCACACACACACACACCAUGUCUUGCUCCAAUCUCACAAUGUUGGUCUCCUCAAAACCCUCCCUUUCCGACGGCUCCAGCCUCUCCUUCCGCUCCGUCCUCAACCCUUUUCAGCUGCCAUCACAAAACCCCUCCACCGCCCCUCCCCGCUCCUCCUCCGCCGCCCCAAUCCAGUGCGGCCUCCGCGAGCUCCGAACCCGCAUCGAAUCCGUCAAGAACACGCAGAAGAUCACCGAGGCCAUGAAGCUGGUGGCUGCCGCCAAAGUCCGAAGAGCCCAAGAAGCGGUGGUGAACGCACGACCCUUCUCGGAGACCCUCGUUGAAGUCCUCUACAACAUCAACGAACAGCUCCAAACCGAAGACAUCGACAUUCCCCUCACCAAAAUCAGGCCCGUCAAAAAGGUCGCUCUCGUCGUCUGCACCGGCGACCGCGGCCUCUGCGGCGGCUUCAACAACAACAUCAUCAAAAAAGCCGAGGCAAGAAUCGCUGAGUUGAAAAAGCUUGGCCUUGAAUACACCGUCAUCAGCGUCGGCAAAAAGGGUAACUCUUACUUCAUUCGCAGGCCUUAUAUCCCCGUCGAUAGGUUCCUCGAGGGUGGCACUCUUCCCACCGCCAAGGAAGCUCAAGCCAUCGCCGAUGAUGUUUUCUCACUCUUCGUUAGCGAGGAGGUUGACAAAGUUGAGCUUUUGUACACUAAGUUUGUGUCUUUGGUGAAAUCCGAUCCCGUGAUUCACACGUUGCUGCCACUCUCCCCGAAGGGAGAGAUUUGUGACGUGAAUGGGGUUUGCAUUGAUGCCGCUGAAGAUGAGUUUUUUAGGUUGACUACAAAGGAGGGAAAGUUGACUGUGGAGAGGGAUGUUGUGAGGACUAAAACCGCAGAUUUUGAAGCCAUUUUGCAGUUUGAGCAGGACCCUGUGCAGAUUCUUGAUGCCUUGUUGCCCUUGUAUUUGAACAGCCAGAUUCUUAGGGCGUUGCAGGAGUCUUUGGCCAGUGAGCUUGCAGCCAGGAUGAGUGCUAUGAGCAAUGCAACGGAUAAUGCCACUGAGUUGAAGAAGAACUUGUCCACUGUUUACAAUAGGGAGCGCCAGGCCAAGAUCACUGGGGAAAUUCUCGAGAUUGUUGCUGGUGCCAAUGCCUUGCAAUAGUUCCCUUUAUUUCCUCUUUCUUCUUAUCAUGGGUGUCGACUUCCACUUCGAGUGCCCCUUUUUGUUUUCUCAUGUGUUAUUUUUAAGGUUAUGUUGUCUCAAAUCUCAAUGCAAUAGGAAAUUGCAGUUUAAUAUGGACCGCACACCUUUUUUUUACCUUCUAAAUAAUUGUGUAUGUAAUGUAAUGAAUUAAAUAUAGAUCUAUAAUAUAAAAAUUCAGGGAGUUUUUCUCUCUGUUGAUUUGA